Vicia villosa (hairy vetch) is the source of this 1314-nucleotide messenger RNA. RefSeq lists its product as uncharacterized. The record is from RefSeq and is a predicted model, not a curated record. Lineage: Eukaryota; Viridiplantae; Streptophyta; Magnoliopsida; Fabales; Fabaceae. The transcript has 3 exons. Bases 1 to 1314 code for a protein of 437 amino acids.
AUGGAGUCGGACGGAAACUUUACUAUAAAUUCUUACUUCAAAUUGUUUAGCAAGAAGCUGGCAGGUCCUCCAUUGCCAGCGGAAAAAGUGUUAGCUAUUAAACAUUUACGUAAAGUGAAAGUUCCGCCUAAGUUGCAUUUUUUUGAAUGGAGAAUGAUUCUUAAUAGAUUACCAAUAAAGGAUCAAUUGUGGAAGAGGGGCAUUUCGACGGAUUCGGUUAACUUAGUUUGCGUUUUGUGUUCGUUGGAGGAGGAAAAUUUGAUUCAUCUUUUGGGGAAUUGUAUGAUUGCGGCGAGAAUUUGGAGGAAAACUUUCGAGUGGAUUGACCCUAUAGAGGAGUUAUCCUUGGAGGAAUUUGAUGGUUUCUUCGACUAUUGGGAUAAGGUUAGGAGUUUCAACAAAAGGAAUACCAUGCGGUUCAUCAACGUCAUGCUAUUUGCACAAAAAUUUUUGAGAAAAAGACGACGACCAGAAAGAAACAUGGAGCAGAAGAAGAAGAUGAGAAAGGCCAAGAGCACGACAUCAACAAAAUCUUAUGUGCCUGAAGAACUGAUAACUUCAAUCCUUCUAAAUUUACCAGUGAAGUCUCUUAUUCGUUUCAAAUGUUUACGUGAUUUGUAUUAUCUAUAUGGUUUCGGAUAUGAUCAGUCAAGAGAUGAUUACUUGGUGGUUUCAUUGUCCUGUAUUCUAGCCCAGGAAGAUAUUUCACGUCUGGAAUAUUUCUCAUUGAAAGAUAACAAGUGGAAGGAAAUUGAGGAUACUUUCUUCCUUUAUACGAUCGACAAGAUAGAGCCCAGAGUGGGAUCGCUCUUUAACGAUGCUAUUCAUUGGGUGGCUUUAGAUUCAGAUUCAUUGAUGAAAGUUAUUAUUGCAUUUGAUUUAACAGAUAGGAAACUUUUUGAUAUGUCGUAUCCAAAUGGUGUAGGCCAUAAGUCUGAUCAUUAUGAGUUGUGGGUAUAUCAAGAAUUUCUUAGUUUAUGGGCUAUGGAUUGUAAAAAUAGUAGAAUUGAAAUAUGGUUGAUGAAAGAAUACAACGUGAACUCGUCUUGGAUUAAGGCUAUUGUUUUCCCUGUGCAAAUCCUAUCUCCUCAUCAAUUUUCUCCAAUAUGCUCUACAAAAAAUGGUGAUAUCAUUGUAACAAAUGGGACUAGAUUAUUGAGGUAUAACGACAAAGGAGAGCUUAUCGAGGGUUCAUCAUACAGAUGCUUUCCAGAUAGUGCAGUUUCACGUGGAUCCCCAUCGAUAGUGUAUACAGAAUCUUUGCUUUCACUCCCUGGGGAUGACACGCAAGCUUACAAAGAUGAUUCAGACUAG